Molecule: messenger RNA, 315 nt
Organism: Sporothrix brasiliensis 5110
Lineage: Eukaryota; Fungi; Ascomycota; Sordariomycetes; Ophiostomatales; Ophiostomataceae
Exons: 2
Coding region: 1-315 (104 amino acids)
Source: RefSeq, a predicted model, not a curated record
AUGCACGCCAACCUCCCGAAGAAGCUUUGUAGCGCUUUGCUGCUCUCAACUAUCCCGGCUGCUACGGCUGUGGCCAGCGCCAAUACCAGCCUGGACGGCAAGCGUGCCAAAGGCGACAAAAAUGACCCCAUUGCGUCCUUUGAGCCGAAUGACGCAGUGUUCAAAGACUUGAUUGAAAUGCAUGAGAAGGCGAGUCCGCUGCAGCUGAAUGAGACCAAGCCUAAGACAGGCUCCAACAUGACUCUCGAGACCGGGUUCAACGCGACCUGCGACGAAGGUGGACUCCCUGUUGAGGUUGAAGUUCACCUCGAGUAA